AUGGGGAACGUUGUCCUCAAAUCGCGGGCCAACUCCAAAACGUUUGGUGAUGAUGGAGAGGAUGCAGAUAUUCAUUCUCCGUCAAAGUCUACAAAGAAAACACCAAGUAGUGGUAGUAAUCAACCCUCUCCCUCCGCCACAACUGCAGCUAUUGCCACUACCACCACCACCAACAACAACAAUCAUUCAUCGUCUUUGUCGGAAAAUGCAUUUUCCUCUCCUCCUAGUACCACCAAUCCACAACAACAACAACAACAUUCUCCCACAAGUGCCACCAUCACCACCCACUCGAUCCCUCAUUCCAAUCAUUCUCCUUCAAAAAUAUAUAUUGUUUCUCAAUCUGUUCCUGUAACAACGUCUGCUGUGGCCAACAACAACAGUUCACUCCUCCUCCCCACAUCAUCAUCAUCAUCAACAUUCUCCUCCUCUACAAUUCUCAAUUUGGCCAAUGAAACAUUUUCUGAUAUUGAGGCUUGGAAUGAAGUUUCCGAUGAAUACAAGGAAGGAAUUUAUACCUUGUAUUGUAAAAUUAAAAAACGAUAUCAACAGGCCAAUAAUGCACCCAAUGAUUUAUCCAUGAGAAAACAUGCCAUUCGAAUUGGAUCUCCACAACACUUUUAUCGAUAUUUCAAUGUACAGUUAAAAGCAGUGAAAGAAAUGAUUUAUAAUGAAUAUGUGGAAGAAUGUCGAGCCAAUAAGAAGAAAGAUGAUGUUCUCAAGUUCUCUUCUCCACAAGAAUCUCAACCAAUAGUUCAAUCCUCCCAUCCUUCCAUGUACCAUACUACUACUACUACUACUUGUCACCAGGACAAUGAUGAGAAUGAAGAUGAUUACAAUAAUGGUGAUCAUGACAAUGAUGAUAAUGAAGAGUCCGACACCACUCUCAGUGUUCUUUCAAUCGAUGAAUAUUUUGCACAACAAAACGAAGGUCACAAAAUUAUUUUCAAAAAACCUCUCAAAGUCAAAUUAAUCAUUUCAGAUUUAAAUCAACCAAAAUUAGCAAGCAAAAUGGCUAGCACUGUGAAUAGUUUUGUCAAUGUAUUUAGUCAAUUUGGGUGGGUCCAUACAGCAUUUACUAUUUCAAAUUUAAAAUUCGAUUGGGUCAAAUCAGAAUAUUGUGAAACAUCGGAUGUGAAAGGAACUUCUUGUUUAUUGGCUAUUACAGUGAAGGAAAUUUAUGACAUGAAUGAAUUAGAAGAUUGUUUGAAAAUUCUCUCAGAAGAAGUUUCUCGUUGGAAUCGUGAAUAUUCCUAUGGAAGUAUCAGUAAUGAUAGAAAAUUACAAAAAAAGAUUGCCAAUUGUCAAGAUUUUACAAUAUUCAUGCUUCGAAAAAUUGGUGUGAAAGAUUUUAAAUUUGAAAAUACAUCCAUUGGUGAUUAUUUAGAAACUAUUUUCAAUAAGGGAUUAACAGAUGUCAUGUUUACUACAAAUAAGGAAUUUAGAGACAAGUAUAACUCUCUUUUUAAAGAACACCCCUCUAAGAAUUAUAGAAUGAUUGAAAAGAAACACACCUUUCAAACACACAAAGAUUUGGAUUUAUUUGUUAAGGAUUUAAUUGAUGUGGAUCCUUCUUUUGAAAACUCUGAAGAAUAUCAAUUAUUGAAAGCCUUUGAUCGAGGAUUUUGGUUGAAAUAUAGAAGAUCAUGUGGUGCCAUGUUAGGUGAUUCCAAUUACGAUGAAUUAAUUAAGAAUGAACCAUUACAAAUAGAAGAUGAAGAUGGAAUGCUUGUAUUGAAAUGUCCAUUUGGAGAUCCCAAUGAAAGUUAUUCAUUAUUGGCACAACCCAUGUAUACUGCGAGUAGUGUGAGUAGUGGAUACAGAAGGAGCAAUCAGACGAACAUUUUUAUACCUCCCAUGAACACCUCCUCUCCCAAUAGAUUUAUUCCCCCAACGAUGAACAAUGCUAAUAGACUUCCCGUAAACACUGUUCAAGGAUUAUUUCAACAUUUUACUCCGGGUACGUUUGCAUCACCAGUUUUCCGUCCUCCUCCCCAAUAUCAAGCACAACAAGCAACAAGAACUCAUCCCAUUUCUCCAAUUCCUUCUUCUUCCCCAAUUUUGAAUCAACGCUCACCUACUUUACUCACAAAUCCUAAUAACAGUUUGACGCAUCGGAGAACAGUUGAUGAUGACGGACAAAGUAGUAGUGGAUUUUCUUCACAUUCUUCUCUCUCAUGUAAUAGUAAUAUUCACAACAUAACUGAUGUGCAUAACGGUAUUUUGAACAAUGAAAUUCGAAAUCUUAUUACACUGCCAACUCUUUCAUCAACAACAAUUGGAUCACUGCCAAUAACAUCACCUGUCACUAGUCCAUCUUCAAGUAAAACAUUUCUCAAUCAUGUCAACACGCCAACUGAACAAUCAAAACUUGAUCCAUUAGUUUGCAGAUCAGAAUGUCCAUUAAUAUUCUAUCGUAUUAUUGUACUUGUAAAUAACAAGCUUUCGAUAUUUGAGGAGGUUAUCAAUAUAAUUGAAACUCCAAUGGAUAUCUACAACGAAGAAAUUGAUGGUUUUGAGAAAGGUGAAAAAAUUGAUAAUGAGGAUGAAAUAAUUGCAAAUUUAAGAAAAUUGAACUCCAAUCAUUUGAAAUUCUCUGACAUUACAAAUAUUUAUGAUCGAAUUAUUUUACCUUACAUCAAAAUUCAAAAAAAACAUAUUGGCGAGGCUGAAGAGAUGGCACUUUGGUUAGGAUAUAAAACAAAAAUUAAGCGUCUCGUGAAGUUAAUCUUACCAUUUGUACAUCAGGAUAUUCAUUUAACCGUUCUACUAUUGAGCGUAUUAUUCAAACAAACAUUUAACGUGAAAUAUUUAAAAUUUAUUGGUGAUUAUUUGAAAUAUUGCUAUGAUAUUAACCACGGAGAAACUCGACUCUAUUUAAUUGAGCUCUACAAAAAUGUGAAAACCAAUUUACUCUACCAUUUCUUUAAUUAUAUCGACACACAUGUGAAGUGUCGACAAGAUAACUUAUUUUUGGCAUAUCCAAAAUUCAUUUCCAAGUAUAUCGAUGUGCUUGUUUCUUUCGGAUACCUUUCUAACUGUAUUGAUAUGAUCUUUGACUUCUUUUCAGUGUGCUGCUCCUUUGAUUAUGCAUUGUGUAUUAACAAAACAUUUGAUCACAUAACGAAAAUGCUACAAGUUUGUGAAAGAGAAGAAUUGCCACACGAUGUGACUGCGCAUUACAUCAAGCUGCUGGUAACCUCUCUAAGUUUGUUUACACAAAAUCAUAGAGCGGGUUCCUUUGUGUUUGAAUAUGUUUCUGCCUUAAUGAAAUUCAGAAAGGCAUGUCAACGAAAAUCCGAUAACUUGUAUCAACUGGUUUAUAAAGAAACAGAUCCCACCUUGACUUGA
Molecule: messenger RNA, 3348 nt
Organism: Naegleria fowleri
Lineage: Eukaryota; Heterolobosea; Eutetramitea; Acrasida; Naegleriidae
Exons: 4
Coding region: 1-3348 (1115 amino acids)
Source: RefSeq, a predicted model, not a curated record